AUGCCUGUUAGACGCCACGAUUCAGCCGCCGUCGAUGUUGCGCCUCUAGGCCAACCUCUCAAGUUCGAGUUCUCCGGGAAAGUUGCAAAGAAUCGAUUUUACAAAGCUUCAAUGGCUGAGGAUCUAGCAUCCUGGAGCGUCGAAAAUUUCGAGGAACGUGGUAUCCCGACCAAGGAGCUUAUUGAACUAUACCGAAUAUGGGGAGAGAAUGAGUGGGGUGUUAUUGCUACCGGAAAUAUUGAUAUCGAGUUUGAUAUGCUAGAUGCUGUCGGCGAUGGCAUCAUUACUCCAGAAUGUCCAUUUUCAGGCCCACGCUUUGAAGCCUUUCAAGAGAUGGCCAAGGUAGCCAAGGCGAAUGGUAGCUUGAUCGUGGCUCAGGUUACACAUCCCGGACGCCAGCUAGCUGCCAGGAUUAGAAAGGACACGAUUUCGGCGUCGGCAAUUCAGCAUCCCCCGAAGAAUGGUACGAUCUAUGCUGAGCCUCGGGAGGCUACGAAGGAAGAUAUCGCACGUGUCAUCGACGGGUUUGCACACGCCGCCGAGUACCUAGAUAAAGCUGGGUUCGACGGUAUUCAGCUUCACGGAGCACAUGGGUACCUAAUCGCACAGUUCCUAUCCGAGCUUUCAAACCACCGUACCGAUGAGUACGGCGGCAGCAUCUCGAACCGUUUACGUUUCGUGUCCGAGAUCGCCAAGGAGAUCAAGAGACGCGUGCGCCCAAACUUCAUCGUCGGUAUUAAGGUGAACUCAGUCGAGUUCCAAGAGAAGGGCAUCAAGCCGGCAGACGCCCGAAUCAUGUGCGAGACCUUCCAGGAGCUGGAAUUCGACUAUGUCGAGCUCUCGGGCGGCAACCACGAAGAAAUCGGGUACGGCACCAAGAAGGAGACCACGCUGAAGCGCGAAGCGUACUUCCUCGAGUUCGUUCGUGAUAUCGUUCCCCACCUCUCCAAGACCAAGAAGAUCCUUACCGGCGGGUUCCGCACGACGGCCGCCAUGGUAGACGCCCUCAACAUCCUCGACGGCAUCGGCCUCGGCCGCCCCGCCGCGCAGGAGCCACGCCUCGCGCGUGAUAUCCUAUCCGGGAAAGUCACUAGCGCCGUUCGACCAGUCGAUGGUGUCGUGAACGACGUGAUACUCUCCUUAAUGAGCGCAGGUUCCCAGUUGGCACAGAUAGUCAGGGGCCAGGAGCCGUUCGACCUCAGCGACGAGAAGGCGUUUGCCAGCUUCCAGGCGGACCUGGGGGCUCAUUUCCAGAAGUUCGCGGCGGCUAAGGGAAGCUUAGAGUUCCACGGCUAUCCGGCGUUAAACGACCCUAAGACGACUUCUCAUCCGUAUGGCGUUCCUUACUAG
Messenger RNA from Daldinia childiae, 1350 nucleotides. RefSeq names its product NADPH dehydrogenase. Bases 1 to 1350 code for a protein of 449 amino acids. Gene Ontology annotation, molecular function: oxidoreductase activity; FMN binding. Lineage: Eukaryota; Fungi; Ascomycota; Sordariomycetes; Xylariales; Hypoxylaceae. The record is from RefSeq and is a predicted model, not a curated record. The transcript is spliced from 3 exons.